Fraxinus pennsylvanica is the source of this 2379-nucleotide messenger RNA. Lineage: Eukaryota; Viridiplantae; Streptophyta; Magnoliopsida; Lamiales; Oleaceae. The record is from the annotation of a GenBank genome assembly.
AUGAUGUGGGAAGAGUUUUACGACUAUUUCCAACACCACAACGACGAAGAAUCGGAAGGCGACAAUGAUGUCAACUUCGAUUUUUUUUCAGUUUUAUACAAGCCAAAGGAUUAUUAUAAAAUAUUGGAAGUGGAUUUUGAUGCCUCAGAGGAAGUUAUUCGGUCCAAUUAUAUCCGUCUUGCUUUGAGAUGGCACCCGGAUAAGCAAAAAGAUGAGGACAGUGCGACUUCAAGAUUCCAAGAAAUCAACGAGGCUUACCAAGUUUUGAGCGAUCCUGUGAAACGACGAGAAUACGAUGAGAAAGGGAUGCUUUUUGCCUAUGAUAACAAUGUCAUUGAUUACCUCCAUCGUUACAAGGGUCUUAUUUUAACUUGCAACGGUCUUGGCAUGAAGUAUAAGCCACCACACGCAAACCCAGGAGGGAAAGAUAAAGAGAGAAACUCUGUACUCCACUCGAAUGACCGAAAAAGUAUAGAUAAGGCUCCCUUCCUCCUCGGCACCGCCACCGCUACCGCUACCGUUUCCGCUACGGCCAACGCCACUCCUCCAUUAUCUAUGGUAGCAUCACUCUUCUCCCCUGUAACCUCCACCCAUUUCCCACCUCAACUUCUCUUUUUCCAUCCAAAAUCCAUCCCCUUUCCACUACUCAAACCCCGCCAUCGAUUCAUCCCCUCCAAUUCUUCUGCUUCCUCAGCCGCCUCAAGUGAAAACAGCAAAUCUUCUACGGUAUCGAGCUCAAUUAACCAAAACCGCCCACGAACUCUGUUCCCAGGCGGCUACAAGCGACCUGAGAUCAAGGUCCCGAAUCUCGUGCUCAGGUUGAGGUCUGAGGAGGUUUUACGGGACAAUGAUAAUGUUCUUGACGUAAUUGACAAUGCAGUCUCCGAUAGAGUUGGAAUUGUGGUGCUUAAUGGCGAAGGAGGUUCACCGUUUUUCGAUAUGCUUCGUGCUUGUUUACUGAAGUCGGUAAUCAGGGACCGCGCAUACUUGUUAAUUGAUGAGCGCGUUGACAUCGCAGCUGCUGUUAAUGCCAGCGGAGUAUUGCUUUCUGAUCAAGGUCUCCCUAGUAUUGUUGCAAGGAAUACAAUGAUGGGUUCAAAUACUGAGUCAAUAGUUCUUCCUUUGGUGGCAAGAAACGUCCAAACUUCAGAUGCUGCAUUAGAUGCGUCUAAUUCCGAAGGUGCUGAUUUUCUCAUUUAUAGCGUUAGAGGUGAUGGUCAUUCUGAGGGACUGGUGAACACUGUACUUGGGAGUGUAAAAAUUCCAAUUUUUAUCACAGUCGAUUCACUCAGAGAUGAGUUAUUGUUUGAAAAAGCUUUGAAUUUACUAAGAUUAGGAGCUAGUGGCAUAGUGGUUUCAGUGGAUGAGUUGAAAAUGUUCAGAUAUGAUGACUUGAACAAGCUGUUUCAUGGUGACUAUGCAUCAAAUAAGAAAGCAGAGGAAAGAAGUCAAAGUUCCGAUAGGCUCAAAACUUUGGAUACUGAUAAUGGAUUUCCUGGUAAGAAGGCUAAGGCUGGCUUUACCAAAUUGGACGAGAAGGAGCAACAGUUUAUAGAAAAAGAGAGAGCAAUUUUGCUUGAAACUAUAGAUGCCAUCCACAGAGCUGCACCACUGAUGGGGGAAAUCUCACUUCUCAGAGAUGCUGUUUCUCAACUUGAUGAGCCAUUUUUACUGGUUAUAGUGGGAGAGUUCAAUUCUGGCAAAUCUAGCGUCAUUAAUGCUUUUCUGGGGCAAAGAUACUUGAAGGAUGGAGUUGUUCCCACAACAAAUGAGAUCACCUUUCUACGCUAUUCUGAGUUGGAUUAUAAUCUUCAGCAUUGUGAAAGGCAUCCCGAUGGUCAAUAUAUAUGCUAUUUACCUGCUCCAGUUCUUAAAGAAAUGAUAAUUGCUGAUACGCCUGGAACAAAUGUGAUUCUUCAAAGGCAACAACGCCUCACGGAGGAAUUUGUGCCCCGUGCAGAUUUAAUUCUUUUUGUUAUCUCUGCCGAUCGGCCGUUGACUGAAAGUGAGGUUACUUUUCUUCGCUACAUUCAACAGUGGAAGAAAAAGGUUGUGUUUGUGCUGAAUAAGUCUGACCUUUAUCAAAAUGCAGAAGAGCUUAAGGAAGCUAUUACAUUUAUCAAAGAAAACGCAAAGAAGGUGCUGAAUACUGAUCAGGUGAUGCUUUUCCCUGUAUCAGCAAGAAGUGCUCUUGAAGCAAAGCUCUCUUCUCCUUCCAGGGUUCUGGGACAGUAUGAACAAGAACAAUCUAUGAAUGCGUCAUAUCAGGGAGCCAGUGACUUCUCUGAUCUUGAAAAGUACUUGUACAGCUUUUUAGAUGGGUCAACAAGUACAGGGAUUGAGAGGAUGAAGCUUAAGCUCGAAACACCACAAUUCUAA